Neopsephotus bourkii (Bourke's parrot) is the source of this 3073-nucleotide messenger RNA. It is a transcript of the gene DNAI3, whose product is annotated as dynein axonemal intermediate chain 3. Lineage: Eukaryota; Metazoa; Chordata; Aves; Psittaciformes; Psittacidae. The record is from RefSeq and is a predicted model, not a curated record. Gene Ontology annotation, biological process: inner dynein arm assembly; cilium movement involved in cell motility. The coding region runs from base 332 to 2854 and encodes 840 amino acids. Gene Ontology annotation, molecular function: dynein light chain binding; dynein heavy chain binding. The transcript has 23 exons. Gene Ontology annotation, cellular component: inner dynein arm.
AAGAUACUUGAAGUCAGUUGAAGGAAAAGGGAUGUUUUUACUUGCAAAUUAUUGUACUAAACAUAGGCAUGUGACUUAUCUCAGCCCUUUGUGUUUCCUCUAUUCAUGUGACUUAUGGUUUAGGUUACUCAGAAGAAAAAACUCAACAUUUCCAAAUUGGCUUUGUUUCAGUGUAUAAUUAGGAAAUGGUGAAAUAAACCAAUGUGACUGUAGCAUAUACAAGAUGGUUUAUACUGUUCUUCAACUGAUUUGUAGGACAGCUGGCCUCUCCUCUUGUCCUGGAGGACUGUAUUUUCUCUUUUAUCCAGAGGUGUGAAGAGAAAUCUGAAAGAUGUCACCAGCAAAGACAAAGAAACAGAAAGGUGUAAGCAAAGCUAAGAAAUCCCCGAAGGGAAAAGAUCCUGAUGAAAAAGAUGAAGUUGAUCUUUCUAUGGCUAGUAUAGGCCACCCAGAAAUCUUUCCUUUAGUUCUCACUACACAGACCCAAGCAAUUUUCAAUUGCCGAGUUGAUGAAGAUGUCACAGAAGAAAAUUGUUUCAAAAUCAUUAAAAAAGAGGACAUCAUUCAGGACCUGAAAAGAAGAGCUAAAAUUUCUGAUUUUUACCCUAUCAAAAAUGUUAUCCUGGAAUAUCCAGGAGAAGAACUUUUGGUAGUUUUAGAUGCAAAUUUCCAGUAUGGACAGAACUUUUACCUCGUUGCUUCUGAGGAAGCCAAGGAAAACCUUCUGAAGCCUCCAGAAACUGCAGAAGAAAAACAGGAAGAAAACAAAAAAGAAGAACAAAACACAGAGGAAACUCUAGAAAUCCAACCGUACAGGCCUCCUGUCCAAAAACCUUGGGUUUCUCUUGGCAGUGAAAAGGAAGUUGAAGAAGAAUCUGUUAAAGACACUGUUACAAAGAUUAAGUAUAUGAUUUCUCGAGUACGCAGGAAGUUCGGUGCACCAAUUACAUUUACUGAUAAGAAUGCUUCAGAUGUAAAAGACAGUUAUGUUGAAUGCACAUCCUAUCAAGACAAAACUUUCAGUAUUAAAAUGCUUGUAAAAGAUGUGGGCAUACAAAUGGUUCCAAAAGUAAGAGAAAGUAGUACUCAGACAAAAUGGACCUAUCCAAAAAAUGCAGCCACCCAGUAUUUUCCCAGACAGUUGUCAGAUGAAGAGAAAGAAGAGUGUCUGUCUUCUGAGAAGCUGAAAGAAUUUCUUACGUCAGUACAUUUAAGAAUGGAAAUUGCACUGCAGCAAAAUGAAAUUAUAAAUCCUUUUUUUGAUGACUGGAAGGCCCUAGCAGAAGUUGAAAGCAGUUCUGGUGUCAAGCCAGAUAUUUAUCUUCAAGCGUACCAAUCACUUACAGAUCUGCGCUAUCCCAAGGACAGAACUAUUAGCUGUGUUUGCUGGCAUCCAAACAUCGAUGGGAUCAUAGCAGUGUCAGCAAGACAGAGGCUUUCUUACGAAGAACACAUUAACCUUUCUGACAAGUCAUUGCUGCAGCAACCAGCAAUACUUUUCUGGAGUGUUUCUGACCCUAUCCAGCCUCAGCUACUGUUGGAGUGUCCUGAAGACAUCUACUGCUUUCAGUUCAGUCCAAGCAACUCAAAUAUCAUUGUGGGUGGCUGCAGCAAUGGACAGGUUAUACUGUGGGAUAUUUCUGAACAUGAAGAAAAGCUGCAAAAUACAAAACCUGAUGCUGAUGGAAAUGAGGUAAUAGCUGCACCAGCUAUGGCAGAUCAGCAGAGCAUCAGAGAGCCACCUCUAGUGAAACACUGUGCGGACUCUCCCAUAGAGCAUGCUCAUAAAAAACCAGUAACAGAUAUAAUUUGGCUGCUAAAUUAUUUUCAGGACAACCAAAUGGGUGCUGAUUCUGACAACAGAGCUGAGAUUCCUGUGCAGUUUGCAACCUGCUCCCCUGAUUGCUCAGUAUUAUUUUGGGAUAUUCCAGACACCAAACUUUCUGAAAAAAAUUUAUCUAAGAAAAUAACAGAUAUGAACACGUUUUAUAAACCCCAAGGUGGUCCGGAUACUUCUAAGCAUCUAGAUCUCUCCUGGAAACCUCUCAUAAAGAUAAACCUGUGCAAAAGUGUCAUCAACCAAGAGUAUGGUUCCACCAGGAUUAUUUUAAGGGUGCUGCACUGCAAUUUCAAAAGCUCAGAGAGGGUGUCUGCCAGAGAGAUGAGCAGAAGUCUGAAAGGGAUAAAGGAUAUCUCCACUGAUUUUUUUGUUGGAACUGAGGAUGGAGAAAUUGUUUAUUCUGACUGGAAAAUUGAAAUCAAGAAUGACUUCCCAAUACCAUUUAAUCAGAAGCACACUCAGAAAUAUGCUGUCCACACUGAAACUAUCAACACUCUGCAGAGAUCUCCGUUUUUUAAAGACAUCGUUCUAAGCAUUGGAGGACGGAAGUUUGCCAUUUGGAAAGAAGAGGUUACAUAUGGAGCGAUCCUUCAGUCAAGCUGCUCUUCAGGAAGAUACACUGCGGGACGAUGGUCCUUAACAAGACCAGGAGUUUUCUUCAUUGGCAGAGAUGAUGGAAAUGUAGAUAUUUGGGACUUACUGAAGAAAACUCAUGAGCCAUCUUAUUUCCAGAACAUCUCCAAAUCAAAGAUCACUUUCAUCAGCCCCUGGAUUGCCUCAUCAAAGCAGCACUUUUUAGCAGUGUCUGAUGAUCUUGGAGUACUGCAUAUUUUGGAAAUCUGUCAGGCUCUAAGUGACCCCUUGAUGAAUGAGCAUGACAGCGUACUUGAUUACUUUGAAAGAGAAGUCAAAUAUCUGAAGUACUGUGAACAAGAGUUUCGAGAGUAUCAAGACCUUCAAGCCAAAACAGAACAGAAAUCCAUCUGGAAGCACAAAGGAAGAAAACAAGUAUGACUACAUAAAACAGAAGAGAUGAAGGAACAAGAAAAUGCAGACUGUAUGUGUUUCUGGACUUGAAGCAGAUACUAAUGGAUUUAGGACUAGAAAAGGGGCAAGAAAUACUUUCAUCAUCAGAUGCUUAGAGACCAUUUGGAAUCAGCCAGCUUUUUAUUUCAUGACCUCUUUAUUGCACCAAAACGUGUUCAGCUUCAGAAAUAAAGCAUUUUGCAGUUA